Molecule: messenger RNA, 4230 nt
Organism: Apis dorsata (giant honeybee)
Lineage: Eukaryota; Metazoa; Arthropoda; Insecta; Hymenoptera; Apidae
Gene: Sidpn
Product: protein hairy
Exons: 4
Coding region: 1580-3220 (546 amino acids)
Biological process (GO): regulation of neurogenesis; regulation of transcription by RNA polymerase II; anterior/posterior pattern specification
Cellular component (GO): nucleus
Molecular function (GO): protein dimerization activity; DNA-binding transcription factor activity, RNA polymerase II-specific; RNA polymerase II cis-regulatory region sequence-specific DNA binding
Source: RefSeq, a predicted model, not a curated record
UUAUCCAUUUCCCAUACUUUAUUAAAAUCUACUGUCCAAUCUUUGAACCAUUUGAAAUUUUAAGAAGAAAAAAACUUGAAGACAAUUCAAAUUGGUUCCUGUUUUAAUGACACAUCACGGUUGUUAGACGGUAAGCGGCAUUGCGAAAAAGAGAAAAAGGAGAUCAAGGUAGGUCGCGUGCAACUAGCAACUCGCUAGAAAUGGCAAAAAGAGAGAAAGAGCGUAGCGAAAGAGAGAGGGGUAUACGUAGCCGCAGGCAAGGGCGCGCGUGAGCGGGCAAGCGAACCUCAUCCUCUCUCUCGGCCCCUUGACGGCAGCGGUUCUGGCAAGCAGCCACCAUCCAACUCCCCCCACACGCACGACCAACCGCGGCGCGAUCCUCUGUGCGGCUCCCGGCUUCUCGCCCACGACUCACACACGCGCGAAUCUUGGUGAAGAGCCGCCAGCUACCGCUCGUCGAUUCGCAGUCCGUCAUCGUUGCUCGACCAGUGAGGAUGAAAGUGGAUCUCAUAAGAUACAGGAAGAUAAAGGAGGAAUAGAAACUGGAAGAAAGAACGAAAUGAGAUUUCCGUUAUUCCUUUUGAUUUCUCGAUAAUUAAAGAUCGUUUACAAAUUUUUUCAACUUGCUAAUUUUUGUUGUCAGUUUCUAUUGAGAGAUUAUAAAUAUGAUAGAAAGAAACUUCAAUUUUUUUGUGACUGCAACGUGGCUUGACAAGACACGAAUAUCGUGCAAUUUUCUGAAUUUCUUUCUUACGGAUAAUUACAUUGAAAAUGAAACACAUAUCGAAUGGAAUCCUCGAAAAAAAUCAUAAUUCGAAUUAUAAACGGUUAUGUUCGAUGAAACAUGAUUGAAAAUUUGUCGUUAUCGCACGAGGAACGCGUGAUAUCGUAGAGGAAUUAUAUCGACAGGCAUACGUGAAAUGGAAUAAGAUGCAAAGAGGGAGUUGCAGCUGAUACAACGUGUGUAUAUAUGCGUGUUUAUAUUGUGACUAUAGAACAUUUUUGAAUAAUAUGUUAAGAAAAAUGAAAAGAUAUAUUGAAAGACGAUAAUCAAGCGAUUGUAUCAGUGUUGAAACUUUUCGAUUUAUAUUAGAGUGUCAGCGUAGUGCGCGUAAUUUUUUAGAACGCGAAAUGCUGAGUGUCUCAGCUGCGUCCAGUCGAUUACUUUGGACGCUAAAAUCAAUUUUGUCAUCGACACUGUCACCGUCACUGACACCGACACCGACACCGAUAACAACUCCCACACCGUUAUUGUCGCCGUCGCCGUCGUCGACGUCGUCGUCGACGUCCUCGCCGCCGCCGCCGUCGUCGUCGUCGUCGUCGUCGUCGUCGCCGUCGUCGUCGUCGUCGUCGUCGUCGACGUCGUCGUCGACGUCGUCGUCGCGGCGGCUGUUGUUAGUGUCAUCUCUGUCAUUGUUAUUGAAAUCACCAUCGUCGUCGUGGUCUUCGUUAUUACCAUCAUCAUUGCCAUCGUUGUUGCUGUUAUUGUCAUUGUUGUUAGUGUCACUAUUAUCAAUUUUGUCGUUAUCAUCCUUCUCAUUAUUGUCGUCACAGCGGAGGGCCUGCGUGGCCUACUAAAAUGACCGCUCGUCUUCAUUCGUUGAGGCAUCAAGAAAAGAAAUCGGCCGGCAACACUCAUAGACAUUACCAUCAUCAUCAUCAACAAUCCCAACACCAACAAAGCGUACAUCAAGGACCAAGUCCGGCAGCCAGUCCCAGUCCUAGUCUCAGCCCGAGCCCUAAACACUCGGACGGACGUCGAGCUAACAAACCACUAAUGGAAAAGCGACGGCGAGCUAGAAUCAAUCAGUCGUUGGCGGCGCUGAAAGCGCUCAUCCUUGACAGCGCCCGGCUGGAGAACACGAAGCAUAGCAAACUUGAAAAAGCUGACAUUUUAGAAUUAACAGUACGGCAUUUACAAAGGCAAAGAUCUCUUGCUCAGCCUGGUUUAUCAAGAUAUAAGGCUGGCUAUCAAGAUUGUUCCAGAGAGGUAAGUCGAUAUCUCGAUGCCCCGGACAUAAUUACGGGGAACACGACACCGAUGGACCCUGCAGUGAAGCAAAGGCUACUACGACAUUUGGAUAGUUGCGUGUCAGAAUUAGACUUGGAUUUGGGUUCGAGGCCGGAUAGCGGAUUAGGCAGCAGUCCCGGAAGCGUGACGGAUCGAGUGACAGGCUCGGGAAGUCCCGGUCCGCUGGAGCAUCAUGUGCCAUCGACUGCACACUGUAGUACAUCUUUGAAUCCGGUCGGUUUGAUAAAAGCCGAGAUUCCGGAUAUUGAACCAGCUAGACCGGAUAGUAGCACUACCGCCGGCGACGAAAACAACAAUAAUAGCAACAGCAGUAGCAACGGCAACAGCCGGCCAACUUCUGCCUUCGGUCAGGUUAACACCACCAAUCUUGAUUCACAUCAUCAUCAUCCACCUCCACCUCCUCCACCCGGUAUAUCGGUUAUCGAUCAGGCUUCCAACUCGCAACAAAAUCCAAAUAUGUUGUCAGUCGUGCAAGUGAUACCUUCCAGACUACCCGACGGUCAGGUAGUUUUCUUGCUUCCUAGUCAUUACGUACAACUCGCGGCUGCCGCUGCGGCGAACGGUAUCAGUAUCGGGCCGAAUCCACCCACGGCCAUAUGGGCCGCAACUAACAUGUCUCUUCUCAAGGCUACGGAUAAACUCGCCGCGAAACGACCCCACGAAGAUAUACAAGAAUGGCAGGACGCGGCCACUGUUGCCGUUAAUGCUGCUGCUGCUGCUGUUGCCGCAACCGUUGCCGCUGCCGCUACGUCCGGCAACGCUUCUGUUUCCGCUUCCAUUUCCGCUUCCGCCCCCGUUUCUACCUUCGCUACCAAUGCGAUCUCAGCCAUUGGUACAAAGCCAAGCAAAAGUCCAAGGCUCGAGCAACCGGAACAACCGCUCGACUUUACAACUACCUCCAAGAAACCAAAAUCUAGCACGAAAUCAUCGGUAACCGCUGUGAGCAACGCCGAUCAUCAUUUUCAACAGCAGCAACAGCAGCAGCAACAACAACAACAACAACACCAACACCAUCAUCAACAACAGCAAUUCGUAGGCCGUUUAACCACGGAAGGAUCAGUUCCACCGCAUUCGGAAGGCAGACCGUCCAGUCAUACGAGCAGCGAAUUGGUCACAGGAAUUCGUUCACCAUCUCCAAUCCCACAACAACCUUCGAAGGAUGAGGAAGGAAUGUGGAGGCCUUGGUAGAUUGUGAUUUAAUAACAUUCGCGGUUAUGGAUUAUACGAAAAUGUGCGCAUUGUGUUAAAUGUGUUACGUGUAUUGUUACUAUAUAAUAACUGUAUCGAUGGACGAUGGAACGAUGAAAUAUAUACGAAUUACCUGUAAAAAUAAUUCUUCGAAUAUAACAAAAUAUGUACUAUUGCAUGUUGUGUACGGUGAUACUCGAACGCAUUGUAUAUUGUGGAUCGUAAAAAUGUGUGAAAUGUGCGUUUGAGAACACUUUUAAUCUCGUCAUUGUUAAAGAACGCAAUAACGCGUGGAAAAAAUCUGUCAAAAAUAGAAUGGACGCUUAAAACGAAUGACUAGUUUGAAAAAUAGCGUGUACGCUAUUGAUGAACCAUUUCGAACGAAUAUGAGAAAUUAAUUUAACCCGACCGUAAUUACUUACAGUGUCAGUGUUCUAAAAAUCAUGUACACUUGCUACUUAGAUAUACAAAAUAUUACGUAGCAGUUUAUUGCAAUUCGAUCGUUGUUCAUUCGUUUAAUGUGAGGAGUGCCUAAUGAAGAAAAGAAAUGCUAUCAGGGGGAGGGGGGAAGGAAAAGACACUGUGCUGGAUCUAUGUAUUACGGAUUCGAGAUAAGUUACCUGUUCGAAACGUUAAAAAAAUAACGGUAUAUAUAUAUAUAUAUAUACAUGUAUAUGAUAAAAAUUUAUAGGAUCCGAAGAAACGAGAGGGUUUCGUGCAUAGUACUUUAUUCCGCCGUCGUGUACAUAACCCCGAUUGGAAUUAUAAUUAAUGCCGGAUAUAGAUUUAUUUUGAUGUUAACUAGGUGUAUAUGCAUACAAGAAAAUGUAGAAUGAUGCGAAUGCGGAUGAAUCUGUAUCGAAUGUGUGUUGGAAAAAUGCAAAAGUUCACGUUCUAGAUAAAUCACAGUUUUCAUUCACAAUUUACUUCUCUAAUUACUAUGUUGAGAUUCAAAAUUCCUUAUUCAAUGUACUUAGACAUCGAUCAAUAUAAAUAAGCAUACUGACAAA